UUUACUGUAUGGUUGAUUUUUUUUUUCCUCCCUCCUCUAAAUGCUUCCCUGGACUGAUGAAUCAUUUCUCAUCUGGUUCCACUAUUCAGAGGACAGAGAUGGAAAAUAUAGUCUUAUGCAGCAGGGAUGCAUUUUUUUUAGCUUUUUGCAGUGUGAAUCAUAAAAAUCCUUUUAAAUCUGUCUGCUAGGAACAGCCUACAGGUUUUAAAAUGAAGUGCACUGCAUACAAGGAAUGGUGCUGUCCUCAGGUAAAGCAGAAAAGCAGUGUGCAUCGUGAUGGAGCAUGCCUGUAAGGGAACAUCUCCCAUUCACAGAUCAUGUCAAAAGGCUCACACUUGAUUCGCUGAGAUUUUGGACCUCUUGCCCUCACCGGGAUUCCUCUUGUCAAGCAAAUGUUCGUGUUCGGAGAGGAAUGGUGUUAAUCCCAAGUGCUGUCACCUUUGGCAAGUAAGAAAAUGUAGUGGGACGGAAGCAAGGACGCGAAGCCUCGAGUGGUGGAACGGAGGGGUCUCUGCUUGGCGUUUCCCCUUCCCCGUCACGCUGUCUCACAAUGUCAAAGAAGGGUGCCAGCAUCCGAGCUAAGGGAGAAAAGCCCGAUGCCUUAGCUGCCUUGCAAGCUGCCAAUGAAGAGCUCAGGGCAAAACUCACAGACAUUCAAAUAGAGCUCCAACAAGAAAAGAGUAAGGUCAGCAAGUUGGAAAGAGAGAAAAACCAGGAAGUUAAGCAGAUCAAAGAGCACGAACAGCAUAAAAGUACAGUAGUGGUAACAGAGCUCAAAGUCAAACUUCAUGAAGAAAAAAUGAAGGAGCUCCAGGCUGUUCGAGAAGCACUUCUGAGACAGCACGAAGCUGAACUACUUAGAGUAAUAAAAAUUAAAGAUAAUGAAAUCCAGAGACUACAGUCCCUUCUGAAUGCGGUGAGAGAUGGGGCUCCUGACAAAGUUAAAACAGUGCUUCUCUCAGAGGCAAAAGAGGAGGCCAAGAAAGGAUUUGAAGUUGAGAAAAUAAAAAUGCAGCAAGAAAUUUCAGAGCUUAAGGGGGCUAAGAAACAAGUGGAAGAAGCUUUAACUAUGGUAAUCCAAGCUGACAAAAUUAAAGCAGCAGAGAUAAGGAGUGUGUAUCACCUGCAUCAAGAGGAAAUCAGCAGAAUUAAGAGGGAGUGUGAAAGAGAAAUUCGUAGACUGAUGGAGGAGAUUAAAUUUAAAGACAGAGCAGUCUACGUGCUGGAAAGAGAGUUAGGGGUUCAAGCCGGGCAUGCUCAGAGACUGCAGCUCCAAAAGGAGGCUUUAGAUGAACAACUUUCCCAGAUCAAAGAGUCUGACCGGCAUCUGAGCAGCCCCAAGCGGGAACUUCCUUAUGCAAGUGGUGCAGGAGACGCUUCAGAUCAUUCGGGAAGCCCCGAACAGCAGUUGGAUGAAAAAGAUGCCCGGCGCUUCCAACUUAAAAUUGCUGAGCUGAGUGCAAUCAUCAGGAAACUGGAAGAUCGGAACGCGCUGCUGUCGGAGGAGAGGAAUGAGCUUUUAAAACGUCUCAGAGAAGCUGAAAGUCAGUAUAAGCCCCUCUUGGACAAAAAUAAACGUCUCAGCAGGAAGAAUGAAGAUUUGUCACACGCCUUACGUCGAAUGGAAAAUAAAUUAAAAUUUGUAACGCAAGAAAAUAUAGCAAUGAGGCAAAGAGCUGGAACAAUAAGGAGACCAAGCUCUUUAAAUGACCUUGACCACAGCCAUGAAGAAAGAGAAGUUGAAUCCCUGAGACUACAAGUUAUUGAACAGCAAAAUAUCAUUGAUGAGCUCUUCAAGACCCUGGAAACAGCUGGCUAUGUGAAGAGCCGCCUGGAGCGUGAUAAGCUGUUAAGAUACAGGAAACAAAGAAGAAAAAUGACAACACUGGCUUCGAAUCCGGUUGUGGAGACAUUUUUCGGCUAUGACGAAGAAGCUUCCUUGGAGUCUGAUGGUUCUUCUAUCUCAUAUCAGACCGACCGAACAGAUCAGACGCCUUGCACUCCUGAGGAUGACUUGGAAGAGGGUAUGGCCAAGGAGGAAACAGAGCUGAGAUUUCGGCAGCUGACGAUGGAAUACCAGGCUUUGCAACGAGCGUACGCUCUCUUGCAAGAACAGGUCGGAGGAACAUUGGAUGCAGAACGAGAAGUUAAGACACGUGAGCAGCUCCAAGCAGAAAUACAUAGAUCCCAGGCUCAGAUAGAAGACCUAGAAAAGGCUCUUGCUGAGCAGGGUCAGGACAUGAAGUGGAUUGAGGAGAAGCAAGCGUUGUAUAGAAGAAAUCAAGAGCUUGUAGAAAAGAUAAAACAAAUGGAAGCCGAGGAAGCUCGUUUAAAACAUGAUGUCCAGGAUGUCAAAGACCAAAACGAGCUCCUGGAGUUCAGGAUAUUAGAGCUUGAAGAGAGAGAAAGAAGAUCACCUGCUAUCAACUUUCAUCACAUUCCUUUUACGGAGGGGAAAAGCCCUCUCCAAGUUUACUGUGAGGCAGAAGGUGUUACAGAUAUACAAGUAGCAGAGCUGAUGAAAAAAUUGGACAUUUUAGGGGAUAACGCCAAUCUGACCAAUGAAGAGCAAGUAGUUGUCAUACAAGCAAGGACAGUUCUCACAUUGGCUGAAAAGUGGCUACAGCAGAUAGAAGUGACCGAAUCUGCACUGCAACAGAAGAUGAUAGAUCUUGAGAAUGAAAAGGAGCUAUUUAGUAAGCAGAAGGGUUACCUGGAUGAUGAACUUGACUUCAGGAAACAGUCCUUGGAUCAAGCUCACAAGCAAAUUCUGGAAUUAGAAGCCAUGCUCUAUGAUGCCCUGCAGCAAGAAGCUGGAGCCAAAAUUUCCGAACUUCUUUCAGAAGAGGAGAAAGACAAACUCAAGAGCGCAGUAGAGCAGUGGAAACGUCAGGUUAUGAGUGAACUCCGAGAAAGGGAUGCCCAAAUACUGCGCGAAAGAAUGGAGCUCAUUCAGCAUGCACAACAGAGAAUUAAAGAGCUAGAAGAAAGAAUUGAAGGACAAAAAAGACAAAUAAAAGAGUUAGAAGAAAAGUUUUUAUUUUUGUUUUUAUUUUUCUCUUUAGCUUUCAUUCUUUGGUCAUAGUUCAUCAGGCUACCUGCAAAAGCCUAUUGAGGAAGCUAGAAAUGCUUGUACUGUUAUUGACAGGAAGACAGCAUUGGUUACCAAGAUAGAAAAAGAGACAUUACAGUUUCAAAAAACC
This is a messenger RNA of Struthio camelus australis, 3203 nucleotides long. The record is from RefSeq and is a predicted model, not a curated record. NCBI's taxonomy places the organism in Eukaryota, Metazoa, Chordata, Aves, Struthioniformes, Struthionidae.